Messenger RNA from Funneliformis geosporum, 165 nucleotides. Lineage: Eukaryota; Fungi; Glomeromycota; Glomeromycetes; Glomerales; Glomeraceae. The record is from the annotation of a GenBank genome assembly.
AUGAAAGCCCAACCAAGAACAAAAGAACCCCAAACUGCCCAACAACCUUCACAGCCAACCAAAGAAAAAGAAUAUCCAGCCAUUGUUUCUUUACAAUUACGCCAAGCUAAAUUAGAACAAUUACAAAACUUUGAAAUCGCCUUUGACGGCUACGAUAUUCACUGA